Molecule: messenger RNA, 3559 nt
Organism: Sinocyclocheilus anshuiensis
Lineage: Eukaryota; Metazoa; Chordata; Actinopteri; Cypriniformes; Cyprinidae
Product: NACHT, LRR and PYD domains-containing protein 3-like
Exons: 14
Coding region: 35-3349 (1104 amino acids)
Molecular function (GO): protein binding
Source: RefSeq, a predicted model, not a curated record
AUCAGAUUCAGAGUCUGUGAAGAGUGACUGGUCUAUGGAUCAUCCACUAAAGCUUAGUGGGCCUGGAUCAGUCCAGCAGCAGAGAUCAGAUUCACCCAGCUUUGUAUCUUUGAAGAGUGACUGGUCUAUGGAUCAUCCACUAAAGCUUAGUGGACCUGGAUCAGUCCAGCAGCAGAGAUCAGAUUCACCCAGCUUUGUAUCUUUGAAGAGUGACUGGUCUAUGGAUCAUCCACUAAAGCUUAGUGGACCUGGAGUCCAGCAGAAGAUAUCACAUUCAUCCAGCUGUGUGUCUGUGAAGAGUGACUGGUCUAUGGAUCAUCCACUAAAGCUUAGUGGACCUGGUUCUGUCCAGCAAGAGAGCUCACUAGAGCCAAGCUGUGUGUCUGUGGCAAGUGACUGGUCUAUGGAUCAUCCACUAAAGCUUAGUGGACCUGGGUCAUUCCUGCCACCCAGACCAGAGGAAACCCAGAGAGAACCCAUCCGUAAGCAGUCAAAAAGUGAGCCAGAUGUUUUCAGAUCAAAUCUGAUGAAGAAGUUUCAGUAUGUGUAUGAGGGAACAGCAGAGCAACAAAGAUCUUAUUCACUCCUGAAUGAGAUCUACACCGAGCUCUAUAUCACAGAGAGUGAGAGUGGAGAGAUCAGUAAUGAGCAUGAGGUGAGACAGAUUGAGACACAAUCCAGGAGAGCAGCAACAGAGGACACAGCCAUCAAAUGCAAUGACAUCUUUAGACCUUUACCUGGACAAGACAAAGCCAUCAGAACUGUGCUGACAAAGGGAGUCGCUGGCAUUGGAAAAACAGUCUCUGUGCAGAAGUUCAUCCUGGACUGGGCUGAAGAGAAAGAGAAUCAGGAUAUCCAGCUCAUAUUUCCACUUCCUUUCAGAGAGCUCAAUUUGUUAUGGGACCAAAAACGGAGUCUUUCAGAUCUUUUGCAGAAGUUUUUCCCUGGAACCGAAGAAAUUAGACCAUUCAAAUAUAAAGUUUUCUUCAUUUUCGAUGGUCUGGACGAGUGUCGUCUCUCUCUGGAUUUUCAGAGCAAUGUAAGGUUGUGGGAUGUAGAUGAAUCAGCCUCAGUGGACGUGCUGCUGACAAACCUCAUUGUGGGGAAUCUGCUUCCCUCUUCUCUCAUCUGGAUCACCUCCAGACCAGCAGCAGCUGAUCUCGUCCCCUCUGAGUGUGUCCAUCGAGUGACAGAGGUACGAGGCUUCAAUGAGCCACAGAAGGAGGAAUACUUCAGGAAGAGAAUCAGUGAUCAGAGUCUGGCCAAUACAAUCAUCUCACACCUGAAGUCAUCAAGGAGCCUCUACAUCAUGUGCCACAUCCCAGUGUUAUGCUGGAUCUCAGCCACUGUUCUCGAGAAGAUGUUGAGUCAAGCAGAGAGUGGAGAGAUUCCCAAGACUCUCACUCAAAUGUAUACACACUUCCUGAUCAUUCAGACCAACAUCAAACGUAAGAAGGACUACGGGAAGAAGGUGACAGAUGAAGACAUGAUUCUCAAACUGGGGAAACUGGCAUUUCAGCAGCUUGUGAACGGCAACCUGAUCUUCUAUGAGGAAGACCUGAGAGAGUGUGGCAUUGAUGUGACAGAAGCAGCAGUGUACUCGGGAUUGUGCACUCAGAUCUUCAGAGAGGAGCUGGGAUUGCAUCAGGGGAAAGUCUUCUGCUUUGUUCAUCUGAGCAUUCAGGAACACCUAGCAGCUCUAUAUGUGCAUCUCUGCUUUACAGACAAGAAAAUACAUGUGUUUGGACAAAGCAACAAACAGCAAAAUCCAGCAAAGCAUGUUUCAUUAUCUGAGCUGCAUCAGAGAGCUGUGGAUGAGGCUGUACAGAGUAAAAAUGGACAUCUGGAUCUUUUCCUCCGUUUCCUUCUGGGGCUGUCAGUGAAGGUGAAUCAGAUUCUACUACUACAACUAAUGACAUUGAGAGUAAGCAGCUCUGACAGCAAUGAGAAAACAGUUGAGUACAUCAAGAAGAAGAUCAGAGCCAUUGACUCUCCAGAGAGAUCCAUCAAUCUGUUUCACUGUCUGAAUGAAGUGGGUGACCAUUCACUAGUGGAGGAAAUACAUCAGUUUCUGAAAUCUGGAAGAAUGCACCGAGCCAAACUCUCUUCAUCUCAGUGGUCGGCUGUAGUUUUUGUGUUGUUGACAUCAGAGAAGGAGCUGGAUGAAUUUAAUAUUAAUAAUUUUUUUGGAGGAAACAAUAAAAUGGAAAAACUGGAAGUAACUGAGAAGCUGCUGCCUGUGAUUAAAGAAUCCAGAUCAGUACAGUUGAGUGAUUGUGGAAUCACAGAUAAAGGUUGUGCUGCUCUGGUUUCGGCUCUGAGUUCAAACCCCUCACACCUGAGAGAACUGAAUCUGUCUGACAAUAAUCUAGGUGAUUCAGCAGUGAAGCAGCUCUCUGGUGUACUACACAAUCCUCACUGUAAACUGGAGAUACUGAAGUUGAGGAACUGUGGUGUCACAGAUAAAGGUUGUGCUGCUCUGGCUUCAGCUCUGAUAUCAAACCCCUCACACCUGAGACAACUGGAUCUGACUGAUAAUAGAAAUAUAAGUGCUUCCGGAGUGAAGCAGCUUUCUGAUGCACUGCAGAAUCCUCAAUGUAAACUGGAGAAACUGUGGUUGAUUAAUUGUGGUGUCUCAGAUGAAGGUUGCUCUGCUCUGGCUUUAGUUUUAAAAACAAACCCCUCACAUCUGAGAGAUCUGAACCUGUCUCAGAAUAAAAUAAGAAAUUCAGGUAUGAAGCUGCUUGCUGUUGGACUGGAGGAUCCUCACUGUAAACUGGAGAAACUGUGGUUGAGGAACUGUGGUGUCACAGAUAAAGGUUGUGCUGCUCUGGCUUCAGCUCUGAUAUCAAACCCCUCACACCUGAGACAACUGGAUCUGACUGAUAAUAGAAAUAUAAGUGCUUCCGGAGUGAAGCAGCUUUCUGAUGCACUGCAGAAUCCUCAAUGUAAACUGGAGAAACUGUGGUUGAUUAAUUGUGGUGUCUCAGAUGAAGGUUACUCUGCUCUGGCUUUAGCUUUAGCUUUAAAAUCAAACCCCUCACAUCUGAGAGAUCUGAAGCUGUCUAAGAAUAAAAUCGGAAAUUCAGGUGUGAAGCUGCUUGCUGUUGGACUGGAGGAUCCUCACUGUAAACUGGAGAAACUGUGGUUGUGUGAGUGUGGUGUCACAGAUAAAGGUUGUGCUGCUCUAGCUUCAGCUCUGAUAUCAAACCCCUCACACCUGAGACAACUGAAUCUGACUGGAAAUAAACGAGGAGAUACUGGAAGGAAGCUGCUUAAUGAUCUAAAGAAUGAUCCAUGUUGUAAACUGGAGAGCCUGGGCCAAUAUUGUGAGUAUAUUCUUAUUUAAAUAUAUAAAUACCUGUUACGGGAUGUACGUGAGCCCAUUCAUUUGGAUUAAGCCAUAUGUCGGUUUUGUAGUCUGUUUUGCAAACUGGUAAACUGAUUUUCCAUGAUUUUAACAACAGAACAGAUUCUUUUUUAUGCUUUUGAAUUUGGUAAAUGGUGGAUUGACAAAUCAAUAGAUUGGAAUCAUAGAAUUAUAGGCUGUUUCCAAAAA